Molecule: messenger RNA, 8558 nt
Organism: Corvus hawaiiensis (hawaiian crow)
Lineage: Eukaryota; Metazoa; Chordata; Aves; Passeriformes; Corvidae
Product: sodium channel protein type 2 subunit alpha-like
Exons: 27
Coding region: 134-6118 (1994 amino acids)
Biological process (GO): sodium ion transmembrane transport; neuronal action potential; membrane depolarization during action potential
Cellular component (GO): axon; voltage-gated sodium channel complex; plasma membrane
Molecular function (GO): voltage-gated sodium channel activity; protein binding
Source: RefSeq, a predicted model, not a curated record
CGGCGCGGAGCGGAGCGGAGCGGGCGGCGCUGGCUGCGGACCCGGCGGCGCCCAGACAGCACCUACCUGUGGCAUGGGAGAGGAUCUUCUUGCACAAGAGCCGAAAAGCAUUUAAAAUUUGCAGAAUGAAAAGAUGGCGCAGGCAAUGCUGUUACCACCAGGACCUGACAGCUUCUUCUAUUUCACCAAAGAAUCUCUUGCAGCUAUUGAAAAACGUAUUGCUGAUGAAAAAUUUCACUGUGACCAAGAUGAGCCUACAGAUGAUGCUGGUCAUGAACAAAAUCACACAAAGCCAAAUAAUGACUUAGAGGCAGGAAAGACACUGCCAUUUAUUUAUGGUGAUAUUCCUCCAGGAAUGGUGUCUGAACCCCUGGAGGACCUGGACCCAUAUUACAUGAAUAAAAAAACAUUUAUAGUACUGGAUAAAGGGAAGACAAUCCACAGGUUCAGUGCCACACCUGCCUUGUACCUUUUAUCUCCUUUCAAUAUUACUAGAAGACUAGCUAUUAAGAUUUUGGUUCAUUCAUUGUUCAACAAGGUCAUUAUGCUCACUAUUUUGACAAACUGUGUAUUUAUGACAUGGAGGAAUCUUCCAGAAUGGGCAAAGGAUGUAGAGUACACUUUCACUGGGAUUUACACUUUUGAAUUUCUAGUUAAAGUCCUUGCAAGAGGCUUCUGUAUAAAUGAUUUUACUUGCCUUCGUGACCCCUGGAACUGGCUUGAUUUUAUUGUCAUUUCCUUUGCGUAUAUAACAGAAUUUGUAAACCUAGGCAAUCUUUCAGCUCUUCGAACUUUCAGAGUAUUGAGAGCUUUGAAAACUAUUUCUGUAAUUCCAGGCUUGAAAACUAUUGUUGGAGCCUUAAUUCAGUCUGUGAAGAAGCUCUCGGAUGUGAUGAUCCUGACUGUAUUUUGCCUGAGUGUGUUUGCACUGAUAGGACUGCAGCUGUUCAUGGGCAAUUUGAAGAAUAAAUGCUUGCUCUGGCCAUCAAAAAAUUCAACAGCUUUUGAAAAAUAUGUAGCUCCAUACUUUAAUGGUACAGAAUUUGACUGGGCAGCAUACAUUAACAAUGAAAGUCAUUUCUAUCGCCUAGAAGGAGCAAAGGAUUUUCUGCUUUGUGGCAAUAGCUCAGAUGCAGGUAAAUGUCCAGAAGAGUUUAUCUGUGUGAAAGCUGGUAGAAACCCCAACUAUGGAUACACUAGCUUUGACACAUUCAGCUGGGCUUUCUUGUCACUGUUUCGACUGAUGACGCAGGACUAUUGGGAAAAUCUUUAUCAGUUGACUCUAAGAGCUGUUGGCAAAUCAUACAUGAUAUUUUUUGUUGUGGUGAUUUUUCUGGGUUCCUUCUAUUUGAUCAACUUGAUUUUGGCUGUGGUUGCCAUGGCCUAUGAAGAACAAAAUCAAGCAACUAUUGUUGAAGCAGAGCAGAGGGAGGCAGACUUUAAGCUGAAGCUUGAACAACUGCGGAAACAGCAAGAGGAAGCUCAGGCAAUAGCAGCAGCUGCAGCAGACCUGACUGAGUACAGCUGUGAAAGUGGGAUUGCUGCACCCUCAGAUAGUUCUUCAAAUGCAUCCAAGCUUAGCUCAAAAAGUGCCAAAGAAAGAAGAAAUAGAAGGAAGAAAAGAAGGCAGAGAGAGCUCUCUGGAGAAGAGGAUGACAUGAAGGAUGAAAAGCUUCCAAAAUCUGAAUCAGAUGGCAGUAUCAAAAGGAAAGGUUUCCGUUUUUCUUUUGAUGGGAACAGACUAACUUAUGGGAAGCCGUUUACAUCACCCCACCAGUCUUUGCUGAGUGUUCAUGGCUCCCUGUUUUCUCCCAGGCCUAGUAGCAGAACAAGUCUUUUCAGUUUUAGAGACUACAGAAGAGAGAGAGGAUCUGAAAAUGACUUUGCUGAUGAUGAGCACAGCACAUUUGAGGAUAAUUCGAGCAGAAGAGGUUCUCUGUUUUUGCCGCGCAGACACGGUGAACGGCGCAGCAGUAACAUUAGCCAGGCCAGUAGGUCAUCCAGAAGGCUGACAGUCCUCCCAGUAAAUGGGAAGAUGCACAGCACUGUGGAUUGCAAUGGAGUGGUUUCCUUAGUGGAUGGACCGCCAGGUCUGUUGUCUCCUACUGGUCAACUUCUGCCAGAGGUGAUAAUAGAUAAACCAACAACUGAUGGCAAUAGAACUACCACAGAAAUAGAAUUAAAAAACAGACGUUCAAGUUCGUAUCAAAUAUCAAUGGAGUUGCUGGAGGAUCCCAAUUUAAGGGAAAGGGCCAUGAGUCUAGCUGAUGUUAUCACAAAUAGAAUGGAAGAACUUGCAGGAUCCAGACAAAAAUGUCCACCACGCUGGGAUAAGUUUGCCCGCACUUUCUUAAUUUGGGAGUGUUGUGAGCCCUGGUUAAAAGUAAAGAGUGUAGUUGAAUUUAUUGUAAUGGAUCCAUUUGUUGAUCUGGCUGUCACUGUUUGCAUAGUUUUAAACACACUAUUUAUGGCCAUGGAACAUUAUCCAAUGACUGAACAUUUUGACACUGUACUUAAAAUAGGAAAUCUGGUUUUUACUGGAAUUUUUGCAGCAGAAAUGGUUCUCAAGAUAAUUGCCAUGCAUCCUUUUUAUUAUUUCCAAGUUGGCUGGAAUAUUUUUGAUAGUUUUAUAGUUACUCUUAGUUUGGUGGAGCUUUUUUUGUCAAACGUGGAUGGAUUAUCUGUUCUCCGAUCAUUCAGAUUGUUGCGAGUUUUCAAGCUGGCAAAAUCUUGGCCAACUCUAAAUAUGCUGAUUAAAAUUAUUGGCAACUCUGUGGGAGCUCUGGGGAAUCUGACCCUGGUGCUGGCCAUCAUUGUGUUCAUUUUCGCUGUGGUUGGGAUGCAGCUGUUUGGCAAAAGCUACAAGGAAUGUGUCUGCAAGAUCUCCAGUGACUGUGAACUUCCUCGCUGGCAUAUGCACGACUUUUUCCACUCUUUCCUGAUUGUAUUCCGAGUGCUGUGUGGAGAAUGGAUAGAAACGAUGUGGGACUGCAUGGAGGUUGCUGGCCAAGCCAUGUGCCUUACAGUCUUCAUGAUGGUCAUGGUGAUUGGAAAUCUAGUGGUAUUGAAUCUUUUUCUGGCCUUGCUGCUGAGUUCAUUUAGUUCAGACAACCUUGCUGCUACAGAGGAUGAUAAUGAAAUGAACAACUUGCAGAUUGCUGUUGCAAGAAUUCAGAAAGGGAUAGAUUAUGUGAAGAAAAAAGCAGGUGAAUGUGUCCGAAAGUCUUGUUUGGGAAAACAAGCUGCUGUAAAUCAAAGAACAGCAACAGAUCAGUUGAAUGAUGAGAGAAACCAUUGCACUUCCAACUGUACCAUCACUGAACUAAGGAUAAAUACGAAUUAUGGCAAAAAUGCGAAUGGAAUGGCCACUGUUAUAGGUGGCAAUGAUUAUACAUCAUUCAUAAACAACCCAAGUCUUACUGUUACAGUACCAAUAGCUGUUGGAGAGUCUGAUUUUGAACAUCUGAAUACAGAAGAAUUUAGCAGUGACUCAGAUUUGGAGGAAAGCAAGGAGAAGUUAGAUUUUUCCAGCUCAUCAGAAGGAAGUACAGUUAAUUUAGCUGUCUUUGGAGAAGAAAAAAGUGAAUCUGAACCAGAAAAAGGAUCAGAACUACAGGCAUGCUUUACAGAAGGUUGUGUACAGAAGUUUAAAUGCUGUAAAGGCAGUAGGGAGAGCACAAAAGGAAGAAUCUGGUGGAACCUUCGAAAAACCUGUUACAAGAUAGUAGAGCACAACUGGUUUGAAUCAUUUAUUGUCUUCAUGAUUCUUCUCAGCAGUGGUGCUCUGGCUUUUGAAGAUAUACAUAUUGAACAGCACAAGACUAUAAAAAUUCUGCUGGACUAUGCUGAUAAAAUCUUUACUUAUGUCUUUAUUCUGGAAAUGGUGCUAAAAUGGGUGGCCUACGGUUUUCAGACUUACUUCACUAAUGCUUGGUGCUGGCUGGACUUCCUGAUUGUUGAUGUCUCGUUGGUUAGCUUAGUAGCUAAUGCCCUUGGUUUCUCAGAACUUGGUGCAAUUAAAUCCCUCCGAACAUUGAGAGCUUUGAGACCUCUAAGAGCUUUGUCACGUUUUGAAGGCAUGAGGGUGGUUGUGAAUGCUCUUACUGGAGCGAUCCCAUCCAUUAUGAACGUACUUCUGGUUUGUCUUACAUUCUGGCUAAUUUUCAGCAUUAUGGGAGUGAAUUUGUUUGCUGGCAAGUUCUAUUACUGUGUUAACACCACAAAUAAUGAGAGGUUCACACCACAGGAAGUCAGUAAUAAAAGUAUGUGUGAAAAUAUGAACAGGACUUCUGGAGGCGUUCGGUGGAAAAAUGUGAAAGUAAACUUUGAUAAUGUUGCAGUCGGUUAUCUUUCUCUGCUUCAAGUGGCAACAUUUAAAGGAUGGACGGACAUUAUGUACGCUGCGGUUGAUUCUACAGAAGCAGAGAAACAACCCAAGUAUGAAGACAACCUAUACAUGUACCUGUACUUUGUUGCCUUUAUCGUCUUUGGAUCGUUUUUCACCCUAAACUUGUUCAUUGGUGUCAUCAUAGAUAACUUCAACCAACAAAAAAAGAAGCUUGGAGGUCAAGACAUUUUCAUGACAGAGGAACAAAAGAAAUACUACAAUGCAAUGAAGAAGCUUGGAUCCAAGAAACCACAAAAACCUAUACCUCGACCAGUGAACAAAUUGCAAGGUCUGGUGUUUGAUAUUGUAACACGGCAACUAUUUGACAUCACUGUUAUGGUUCUAAUCUGUCUUAACAUGGUCACAAUGAUGAUAGAAACAGAUGACCAGACUGAACUGAUGCAAAAUAUUUUAUACUGGAUUAACUUGGUCUUUGUUGUCCUUUUCACUUGUGAAUGUGUCUUCAAAAUAUUUUCACUCCGUUAUUAUUACUUCACCAUUGGCUGGAAUAUUUUUGAUUUUGUGGUUGUUAUUCUUUCAAUAAUAGGUAUGUUUCUAGCUGAGGUGAUUGAAAAGUACUUUGUGUCACCCACUUUGUUCAGAGUCGUGCGACUUGCCAGAAUCGGUCGAAUCCUGCGCCUCAUUAAGGGCGCUAAGGGAAUCCGCACUCUGCUUUUUGCUCUGAUGAUGUCUCUUCCUGCUUUGUUCAACAUUGGGCUGCUGCUCUUCCUGGUCAUGUUCAUCUAUGCCAUAUUUGGCAUGUCCAACUUUGCCUAUGUCAAGAAGGAAGGUGGGAUUGAUGACAUGUUCAACUUUGAAACGUUUGGCAACAGCAUGAUCUGCCUGUUUCAGAUCACCACAUCCGCGGGCUGGGAUGGUUUGCUCGCCCCAAUUCUUAACAGUGGGGUGCCAGACUGUGACCCCCAUAAAGAUCAUCCAGGGAGUUCUGUGAAAGGUGACUGUGGCAACCCUUCUGUUGGGAUUUUCUUCUUUGUCAGCUACAUUAUCAUAUCCUUUCUGGUAGUGGUGAACAUGUACAUCGCUGUGAUUUUGGAGAACUUCAGUGUUGCUACUGAAGAAAGCGCUGAACCCUUGGGCGAGGAUGACUUUGAGAUGUUCUAUGAGGUUUGGGAAAAAUAUGAUCCCGAUGCAACACAAUUCAUAGAAUAUAGCAAACUGUCUGAUUUUGCAGCUUCUCUAGAUCCUCCUCUUAAUAUACCAAAACCAAACACAAUUCAUCUUAUUGCAAUGGAUCUGCCUGUGGUAAGCGGUGACAGAAUUCACUGCCUUGACAUCUUGUUUGCUUUCACAAAGCGUGUAUUGGGGGAAAGUGGGGAGAUGGACACCCUCAGAAUACAGAUGGAAGAUCGGUUUAUGGCAGCCAAUCCUUCUAAAGUCUCCUAUGAACCAAUUACAACUACAUUGAAACGAAAACAGGAGGAGGUGUCUGCUGUCAUCAUUCAGCGUGCUUACAGACGUCACCUUUUAAGACAGUCAGUAAAGAAGCUUUCAUUUAUGUACCAGAAAGAUGGGGGUGAUCCGCUUAUCAAAAAAGAUAUGAUUGUUGUUAAGCUAAGUGAAAACUCACCUCCAGAGAAAAUGGAUAUGUCUGUGUCCACCACAGCUCCACCUUCUUAUGAUAGUGUAACAAAACCAGAAAAAGAAAAAUAUGAAGAUGACAAAUCAGAAAAGGAAGACAAAGGAAAAGACAGAAGAGGAAACAAAAAGUAAAAGGCACAGGUUAUCCAUGAUGAAUGUUCGCAGGCUUGAAAAGAUGAUGUUUUUUUCAAUAGCACUCUUACUGGAGGAUUUUGCCAAAAUUAUAAGUUUUUACCUGUUUACCCACUGCUGCAGUCUUGGACUGCCUGUCCAAGACAAUGGUCCUUCACUAGUAUACUCUUGAUCUGUAACAGGGAAAAAAAACUUGCAGAACAAUAGUUUUGAUUAUCAGCUGUUACUAAUUGAGAGGAGACAGAAAAUUUCUACUUGGACUAUAGGAACCCUUAAUGGGUCCUAAUAAGCCUGUAUUUUUGUGGAAUAAGUGUAUCCACUGUGUACAUUUCAUCUCCUGUGUUUCUUGUGUGUCUGUUCUUGUUCAUGAUCUUAUUUGCUUUAAUGACAUACUGCUUUAUUAAUUCUGCUGUGCUGAGAGAAAAAAUCUAAAUACUCUUUAUUCAGAUAAACAUUAAAUACUAGAUAAUACUCUUAUGUGCAGAGGAACACAAAUGUCAGGAAUACAUAAUUAUGGCAUCAUUUUAUGAACAUAGUUUUCUUCAAGCCACUUCUAAAUGCAAAAAAACCAAGAUUCCAGAUUAUCGAACCUCUGGAUCUAGAUCAAAGUAGGAGCAAACUAUAAAAAAACCAACAGAGUCCAGAUAGAGAAUUUAUCAGUAAAUCAAACAAGGGAAUAAUUGUCACAGAACAGAGAUUGGUAGCUUAGUCUUUUAAGUUUAAUAUAUUUAUUUUUAAUGUCUUUUACUACUUCUUUAUUUAUUGUACUGUCCAUUUCAAGUACAGUGGUUUAAAUAAAUGAUUCUACACAGAGCUCCUGUUCUGAAAAUUGUGAAGCUAUAAAAAAAAUUACUUUUAGAAUACAAGAUAUCUCAUAAUUCCUGAAACAUUCCAACAAUUCUUUACACAGAAAAGCUACAAAUGCCAAAUUCUGCCUAUGGGAAAUUAUAAUUUUUUUUUUUUUAAAGUGGUAUGUUUUGACCCUGUAAUAUCAUGAGUAGCUUCCAUACUUUAUUCCAAAGUCUGUUGUUACACUUCUUAUUUCUCAUGAGUGUAUCCCACUUAGGAAAAUAAUCAAAGCUAUGAGUAUAAGUUGAUAGCAGAUUACCUUUGGGUACAAAUACUACCUUAAUGUAUACGUCAGAUUUAAAUUUCCCUGCUUAGGAAGGAUGGAUCAUGCCAGAAACAAAAAAUAUGUACUUCAGAGAGGUGAUUUUGACACCCCCAUGGCACUUUAGUCAGGCUUCCACUGUAACGUAACCUUCCGUAGAGAGCUGAGAUGACCAAAAAGAUGUACUCCAAUCAGCUUUGUCCUGCACUGGGGUUUAUAUGACUUUUUUCACAUUCAGGCUGACACUAUAUAUGUAAGUAAAAUACCCUCUGUUAUUUAAUCAGUUGUUUUACACAGUGGUACUUUUUUGAACAAAGAGACAAUGACCUAAUUACCGUAUAUGUGUCAAAUGUGUACCCUAGCAAGUUAGCUUACAACAUUUCAAUAGAUAUUGUAGUAUAUUCUGUGGUACUCCAAAUAAUUGGAAGCUCUAACUAAUGCAUGCUUGCUGCUAUUAUCCUACAGCUAUUAAAGUUUAACAUGGGAAGAGAUGUGAGUGGUAAAAAGAAAAAAACUGUUUGACAAGACCAUCAUUCCUCCUACCAGUAAGCAAUAGUUUGCUGCUAUUAAAGAUUUUAUUUUGUUUGAGUGUUGUAAUCAGCAAAUACGCAGUAAGUUAUUGGACUAUACAGGACAAAUAGAUGGCUUAAAAUAUGGGGCUAAAAAAAAAUUAUAUGUCUAUUCUUUUUAUUUUUAAAAUAGUUUUAUUUUGUAACAUUUUAUACUUACUAUAAGAAAUUACACUUAUUUUCCUGUUGCUAUUAAUUUUUAUUGCCGUCUGUCUUUGACACUUUAUGGUUUGGAAACCCAGGAUACAAAAUGUAAUUGAAAACUUCUGCUAAUUACUUUAAACAGCUUUUAAUAAGGAAUAAUUUAAAAACAAAUGGACAGUACCAAUUUUUUUUUUCUGAUCCAUAGGUAGGUCUUUUUACGUGAAACAAGAUAGAAGGCUUUUUUUUUUUUUUUUUAGUUAAAAUCCUGUCUGUUGAUUUUCAGGGUAAUCUUAGUCAUAGGAACAUUGCUUUUUCCCCAGAGAUAGUCUCACACUGUCCACUUUGCUUAUUGGUACACAUUGCAGUCGAAACACUUUAAAUAUAAUUUGUUCCUCAAAAAUCUUCCUUCAUGAGGAUGAAUAGUGAACUUGUGCAAUGGGCAGUGAAACAUUUUGCAUUUCUUACAAAAGAACUAGAAUAUAGUUGGGCUCCUGCUUUUAUAGAAAUUAUUGCCUCAUAUUGUACUGAUGAACUGCAUGCAGGAAGUUGUUUUACCAAAACUAACUAACUACAUUGCGAACAACCCAAAAGAAUAAAGAUAACCUUUUUAUGUAAA